Molecule: messenger RNA, 642 nt
Organism: Scylla paramamosain (green mud crab)
Lineage: Eukaryota; Metazoa; Arthropoda; Malacostraca; Decapoda; Portunidae
Exons: 4
Coding region: 1-642 (213 amino acids)
Source: RefSeq, a predicted model, not a curated record
AUGUGCUUCAGGAACACCGACGGUGUCGACACAUUCCCUCCGCCCAGCGCAGGCCCUCCCUGCACCACCAGUCGGCCAACUCCGCCUCGGGACGGGGCCCAACACUUCUCUCCCUACAAGGGGCCGCUGCACUCUGCUACCCUUGAGCCGACCAUAGCGGCAACACCAUCACCACUGAGCAGCAGGUCCCGCCGAUGGCCCAGCAGCAGUCGCGGCUCGCACGUCAACAAAGCUCCCGCCCCGCCAUCUCCAUUCCACCCGGUGCCCCGCCGCCACAACCGCCAACACCAUCACCUUCACCUACAGAGUGGUGACCGCCCGCCCUGCCAACACCCGCCCCUAAUUCACUACACAAAGAAGUAUAUAACACUGGCCAGCACAGCACCACAUGACAACCUACACACCAUGGCCAUCCACCUCGCCGCACGACACUGCAUCAAGAUAACACCCCCCCACUUCCCACAGCCACAGACAGACGCGUUGUUCAAUGUCACUGAUGCCCACACAGAGAAUACCCGCAACCAAAUUUACAUCGCGGUUAGUGAAGCUGCAGCCGCAAGCCCCAGCGCCAAGUCCUCCUGCUGGUCCCCACCUGAUUAUAACACACCGGUGCUCACCCAGGACACGGCGAAGGCUUCAUGA